AUGCCAGAUCAUAAAAGUGGAGCCGCUGGCAAUCGCCGGCUCGAACAGGAGUUGGUCGAGAAUGAUCGACCUAUUGCCAUUCAAGCCUUGAACGUCAUUCUCCAAAUAUUCCUCUUCUUCUACGAUGCUAUUGUCUUCAUUCCAUUCAAGAUUUUUGCCGAUCCGGACAAGAAAGUGGCUCGAUCCGAACGAAUCAAGGUAAAAGCUUAUUUCUUUUCUAAAUUUAGGUACUACGAGCAAGUUUUUGAUAAAAUUCAUCUUUGUUAAUGUACUUUCUGUUUAGGCUUCUCCGUCAAUUGAAGACGAUCCUUCAAGCGGGUGGCGUCACGUUGAUACUAUUGGCCGUGAUUUGGUAUCCAAUGUUUAUAACGGAUGUGCGACAUUAGGCGAGAUUUGGGACAAAAACGUUAGGUAAGACUUCUGUCUUUAUUGAUACUUUAUACGUAUUGAUGCUUUUACUUUUCUGUUUUCCGUAAAGUUAUUUUUGAUGUGUUGUAAGAUCAUUUUUACACGUUAUUAAAUGUUAUUGUUGAUCUUUUAGAGAGUAUGGACCUUUGAACUGUAUGGGGACGCGUCAACUAUUGGACGGAGAAGAAGUUCAGAAAGAUGGCAAGGUUUUCCAACAGCUUACUUUGGGUCAGUAUGACUUCGAAACCUUCUCUGCUGUUCACAGUAAAGUCGAACGAGUUUCUAAGGGUUUGGAUUCACUUGGUUUGAAGAAGGGUGAACAUGUGAUCAUCUUCGCUGAGACUCGUGCCGAAUGGAUGCAAUCUGCUUUGGCUUGUUUUAAGAAUGGAUAUCCAGGUAAAUUAAUGUAUAUUUAUAACUUUAAAUUUAGUGUCACUUUUUAAAUUUCUAAUACUUUUAAUAUACUGUGUUUUUUCAGUAAUAACGGUCUAUGCCACACUCGGAGAUGAAGCUGUAGCUUAUGCUAUGAAGGAAUGUGAUGCCAAGGUUAUCUUCACCACGAGAAAUUUGUUGAGCAAAGUAGCCAAAGCCUUACCAACUUGCCCAUCUAUCGAGACGAUCAUCUACUACCAAGAACACUACAGGAUGAUUGACGAUACUGGAUACGCAACUGAUGCCCAAAAGAACCAAUUCAGAGAUGUCGAGAAGAGUCUGUAUUCCUUCGAGGAACUUUUGGACCUAGGAGAUGGCCGAGACAAUGUUAAGGUUGACGUCAAGCCAGACGAUUUGGCCAUGAUUAUGUAUACCAGUGGAACUACUGGAAACCCAAAAGGUGUUAUGCUGUCUCAUCGUAACAUUAUUGCCGCCAUUUCUGGUCAGGGAUGUGUUUUGACUGUCAGGUGAGUAAGCUUUACGUUUUGUCAACUUCCAUUAUUUUUUGUUAUUGAUAGUUAAAAUUUUAGCCAGGAAGACACUUUCAUUGGUUACCUUCCCCUUGCCCAUAUUCUUGAAGUAUGUGCCGAAUUGGUCAUCUACAGUAAGGGAGCCUGUAUUGGAUAUUCUUCAGCCCAGACUUUGUUCGACAGAGCUGCCAAGAUCAAGAAGGGAACGAAGGGAGAUUGUGCCGUUUUGAAGCCAACUUUGAUCGCCUGUGUACCUGCCGUGAUGGAUCGUAUCUUUAAGGCUGUCACUGAUGAGGUGAAGUCGAAGUCUCCAUUCUUCCGAGAAAUCUUCAGAAUCUGUUACGAACGUAAACGAGCCAGAUACGAAGAAGGAUAUGUUAGUUUGGUCAUGAACAAGUAAGCUAGAAUUACAAUUUGAGUAUUCUGCUUUUAGACUUGCUUUCCACAAGAUCGGCAAACUUCUGGGAGGAAACUUGAGAUAUGUUUUGUCUGGUGGAGCACCUUUGAAUCCGGAGACCCAAAGAUUCAUGAACAUUUGCUUCUGUUGCCCUGUAGUACAAGGAUACGGCCUUACCGAGACUUGUGGAGCUGCCACUUUGGCUGAUGGUAAGCUCAUCUUCUUGAAAACUAUAAUAGGAAUAACAACAAGAAGAUUCAUCUAUAAUUUGUUGCAGAACACGAUUUGAGUACCGGAUCUGUGGGACCUCCACUGAGAUGCUGUGAAAUCAAAUUGAGAGAAUGGCCAGAAGCUGGCUACAGCCCAGAAAAUGAAGUACCUCAGGGAGAAAUCCUGAUUACCGGUGAUAAUGUUGCUUUGGGGUACUACAACAACGAGGAAAAGACGAAUGAAGAUUUUAUUACGAUUGAUGACAAACGAUACUUCGCUACUGGAGACAUUGGCGAAUUCCGAUGGGACGGAUCACUUAGGGUUAUUGGUAAGUUCGUAAUGACUUUUGAUUUGUUUUUAAUAAAGUGUUUUUGCAAAUGUUUUUAUCUUAUAAUAGCAAUUACUAUUUUUUAUGAUACUUAUUACUAAUCGUUUAUUUUUAGACCGUAAGAAGGAUCUGAUUAAGUUGGCACAUGGUGAAUAUGUAUCAUUAGGAAAAGUUGAAACUUCAUUGUUGACAAACCCCCUGGUAGACAACAUCUGCGUGUACGGUGACUCACAGAAGGAUUACCUCAUCGCUCUUGUUGUACCGAACCAAAAGAAUCUCGAAAAAUUGGCAGAAGACGUAAGUUUAAAAGUUUUUUUUUUCAAAACCUAGGAAAAGUGAAAAAUUUAUGUCCAUUUAUACGUUCCUUUUUAGAACGGAAUCAAAGGAGAAUGGAAGGAUGUAUGUGAGAACAAGAAGACUGCCGAAAUCAUGAACAAAGAGUUGGGCAACUUCGUGAAGAGCAAGUUGCAAAGAGUCGAGAUCCCCAAGAAGGUCGUCCUAUGUCACGAACCAUGGACCCCUGCCUCUGGACUGUUGACUGAAGCCCUGAAACUGAAGAGGAAGAACAUCGAAAAGGAGUUCGAGGAAGAAAUCAAGGAGGCCUACCAAUGA
Bursaphelenchus okinawaensis is the source of this 2857-nucleotide messenger RNA. The record is from the annotation of a GenBank genome assembly. Lineage: Eukaryota; Metazoa; Nematoda; Chromadorea; Rhabditida; Aphelenchoididae.